Messenger RNA from Chara braunii, 1782 nucleotides. Lineage: Eukaryota; Viridiplantae; Streptophyta; Charophyceae; Charales; Characeae. The record is from the annotation of a GenBank genome assembly.
GCCAUAUGAGUGUCCACCGGUGCUGUUUGUUGUUCUUCUGGCCCGCACUAGUGAACCUCUCUCUCUCUCUCUCCCUCUCUCUCUCUCUCUCUCUCUCUCUCUCUCUCUCUCUCUCUCUCUCUCGGGUGAGGGGGCCAUGUCGCAGCUACGUGUUCUCAUAAAUGUAUGUGGUGUCUCAUGCAAUAGAUGGAACCCGCGAUUGCAUCGACUGUCAACGGUGGAGAGACAUGCGCCACGGAGACGGAGGACAUUCUAAAGGAUUUUGCAGAUGGCAGCAAGGAAGGGGAUUCGGCUGGAGGGAACAACGCAGCCUAUGCAGAGGUGCUUGCGACAAUAUGUGCACAGACUGUAGAGAUGAUGGGUGAUGGUGAUGAAACAGAGAAUGAUGCAGGAGGGAGCACUUAUGAGACGGAAACGGUUGGGGAAGAGAGAGAGGGGGGAGGUAUGGGAAGCAGGGAAUCUCUAACAGGGUGUAUUGUGAAAGAUGAAAAUGUGGUGAAGACAUCAGCAGGGGAAGAGUACCCAUAUGACAUCAAUUGGGUGUCGGGUCGUGUUCAACCGGGUAUUGUUGGAGGAAUACCCUGCUUUGCGUUCAAAGUCGAAGGGACAUGGGUUCCAUUUCCUGCCCCCAAAAUGAAUACAUGGCGAAACGUAACUCUGUCAAUUAUGUUUGACAGGAUAUUAAGGUUGAACGAUGGGGCAACAGCAGAGGUGAAAGGGCGAUAUGCAUUGGACAUGUGGCGUGUUCUGGAGGCGCAGGCCCAAGAGCACGGCGACGGUCAGAACAGAUACAUGGCUCGCAUUCGCCGCAGGUACGGUUGCACGACCGUUCUUGGUUGGGUCCCAGUCGUAUGUCCCAUGACAUAUGAGCAUGGUGGAGACGUCACCAUGAGAUUCAGAGACCCGCUUGGUGUGCCUUUCCAUCUGACCUACUCAGAUGGACUCCUUCGAGACAUUCGGUAUCUGUCGGAGAAUGACUUGGCAGGUUCAGCGCAGCCAGGCAAGAGGACAGAGAAGCGCUUAGAAAUUUCUCAUUUGUCUGCUGAGGUGGAGGGCCCAUGUGGUCCUGGUCGCGUCGGGGGGUGCUCUGCAGCACAGGGUGACAUGGUCGGGCCAAGCGAUGUCGCGAUGUCGCAGAGCCCGGGGAAGAUGAAGAAGUGCACGUCGGGACCGCCACGUGGGCAGACGCCCGCAGGCAGAAAGAAGGUGAACCUGAAGGCGGUGCCAGCGACCGGAGAUACCGCAGGUGCACGAACUCAGGUCCUCAGACGUCGUCGACGCCCCGGGAUGGCAACUUUGUCGGAAAUCAGAAAGUUGCAACGAUCCACCGACCUUUGCUUGACUUUCAGCCCGUUCUUGCGUCUCGUGCGCGAGGUUGUGGAGCAGGACAUUGCUCCGGGUAUGGGCGUGAGGUUUCAGAUGACGGCGGUGCGUGCUUUGCUGGAGGCUGCCAAGGCGUACCUGGUCGCCAAUUUCGAGAACACCAACGAGGUGGCCAUUCAUUCGAAGAGGGUGACGAUCCAGGUCAAGGACAUGAGACUGGUGGAUAGGUUGUCGAAGCCUCGCUGGGUUGAGAAAUAUCAAGGUAUGUUGGACGAGAAGGCGAGAGCUGAGGAGAGACAGGAACGGAUGGAGGCCAGACAGGCGGAAAGGGAUGGCAGCAGAGCAGAGGCAAAGAAGAGGAAAGCAGUGCCACGUAAGGGGGGGUCCGCGAAAAAAAAGGCAGCUUGAGAAUUCUACUGUGUGUGCUACAUAACGGUUGUCCUGUCGAGUCGUGGACUC